Mastomys coucha (southern multimammate mouse) is the source of this 4633-nucleotide messenger RNA. It is a transcript of the gene Tor1aip1, whose product is annotated as torsin 1A interacting protein 1. The record is from RefSeq and is a predicted model, not a curated record. Gene Ontology annotation, biological process: nuclear membrane organization. Gene Ontology annotation, molecular function: ATPase activator activity. The transcript has 11 exons. Gene Ontology annotation, cellular component: nuclear membrane. The coding region runs from base 425 to 2212 and encodes 595 amino acids. Lineage: Eukaryota; Metazoa; Chordata; Mammalia; Rodentia; Muridae.
CAAAGCCUGUGGGAGCCAGGACCAGUGCAUCCUGUGGUGGGCAACUGGCCAUCAGCAGCUUGGCUCAGGCCACUCGUCCUACCACCUCCUGGUUUCCCCCACCUUCCCCCUCCCUCAAGGCCAAGGACAGAGACGUCCUCCUCCCCCUUCUCCUCCUCUUUGGUGCCUCCAGCCAGGAGGCGGGAGUGACCCACAGCAGCUGACCCAGCUCGGGCACUGCCUCUCCCACAGCCCUAAGGACACACCAUGGGCCCAGAGGCUGGUUUGUGGCACACGAGCGAGGACGCAGGCGGCGGCCCCGGCGACUCUCAACUGCCUCCCUGACUACUGCGACAACCUCCCCGAAGCCAUCGCCAAACAUCUGCAGCUGAAUCUAACCGCAGCAAACCCACGCCACUACCGACUACCAGCUAAGUAAACAACUAUGGCGGGAGAGAGGCGGCAGGCCGAGAGGCCGGGAGAAGGAUGGGCCGUCUACGUCACACCCAGAGCCCCCAUCCGGGAGGGAAGGAGGAGGCUCGGCCCUCAAAAUGGCGACGGCAGUGACGCGCCUGCGUUCGGGGCUCAUCCGUCGCGCCACGGACGACGGGAAGUGAGGUUUUCAGAAGAACCAGCAGAAGUGUACGGCGACUUCGAGCCCCGGGUGGCCAAAGAAAGGUCUCCGGGGGGGAGACGAACCCCGCCAGAAAAGUUCCGGCCGGAUUCUGCGAAAGAGGAAGUGGGAGAAAGCGCUUACAAUCUUCGGUCUCGACGACGGAGGCAGCGGGGACCCCAGGAGUCCGAGGAGAUGAAGACGCGGAGGUCCACUCGUCUUGAGCAGCACUCACAGCAGCAACAGCAGCUGUCUCCGGGCUCGAGCGGGCGAGGGUUACCGGACUCUCCGUCCUCCAGUGAGGACCGCGGAGAGGAUGAACCUUCUUCCCCACCUGUUACAAGCCAGACAGCCUCAAAGAAAACUGUUAGGACACCAGAGACUUCAGUGAUGAAUGAAGACCCUAUAAGUAACUUAUGCAGACCCCCAUUAAGAAGCCCAAGACCUGAUUCAACAUACCAAACGAAUGGAAAUACUAAAGUGAAUGAAAGAGAAGCUACCAUUGUCCAACAGGUCAAUUUCUUUGAAGAAGGAGAAACCGAAGAUGAUCUCGAGAGCUCUUACAGUGACAUCACUAUUGGAGUCAGAUCCAGCGACUCUCUUGAGUCUAGAGAUGACGCCACCCAGGCAGCUGCUCAUCAUCCAGAGUCACCGUGGCGGUUACCACACAGUCAGGACUUGCCAGCUCAUGGGAAUCAGCAUCUACUGCUGACCUCAGGAUAUCAGAAUAACCCUCAGGAGUGGGUUGACCAAGGUGUAAGAAUGAGGCGUAGAGUGGCGUAUAACAACAUUCAGAAAUCCGACUUUGGAAACCAGGCUCCAUCAACCUCCAGGCAACAAGCAGCUGUACAAUCCUCAAGUGAAUCUCCUGUCAAGAUAAAGUGGCUGCUGGGGCUUGUUGCCACCCUUGCCAUGGGAAUGUUUUGGUUCUUUCAUACCCCUGCAGUAGAAACCACUGCCGUUCAAGAAUUCCAGAACCAGAUGAAACAACUCCAGUCUAAGUACCAGAGUCAAAACGAGAAGCUGUGGAAGAGAGGCACAACAUUCCUAGAAAAACAUCUGAAUAGCUCCCUCCCUCGGCCCCAGCCUGCCAUCCUGUUGCUCACUGCAGCCCAAGAUGCUGCAGAAGUGCUCAAGUGUCUGAGUGAACAGAUUGCCGACGCCUACUCUUCCUUCCGUAGUGUCCGUGCAAUCCGGAUUGACGGGGCCGGGAAAGCUGCUCAGGACAGUGACCUCGUCAAGCAUGAAGUUGAUCAGGAGCUGACUGAUGGAUUUAGAAAUGGCCAGAAUGCAGCUGUGGUACACCGCUUCGAAUCCCUGCCGGCUGGCUCAACCUUAAUCUUCUAUAAAUACUGUGACCAUGAGAAUGCAGCCUUCAAAGACGUAGCCCUCGUCCUGACUGUACUGUUGGAGGAGAAGACGCUGGAAGCCAAUCUAGGCCUAAAGGAAGUUGAAGAGAAAGUGAGGGAUUUCCUUAAAGUCAAGUUCACCAGCUCUGGCACGGCCAGCUCCUACAACCACAUGGACCCAGACAAGCUGAAUGGGCUCUGGAGCCGCAUCUCUCACCUUGUGCUGCCUGUGCAGCCUGAGAACACUCUGAAAGCGGGCAGCUGCUUAUGAGGGAGAGAAACGGAAAUCCUGUCUUGAGUUUGAACAAUUUUCAGACCUUGUAACAACCAGAGACGGAUUUUGAAGCAGUUUUUGAAAACUGGUUUCUUUUUAAAGGAAGUAAAGUUCAUACAUAAAUGCAGAAUAACUAAAUCACUUAUGCAGCCUAUCUGUGAUUUGAGAAAAUCGUUUCUUUAUUUCCACUAUGAACCAUGUUAAAGGUAUUUAGCAUAGUGUACGGUAUAUGCAAUUCCCGAGUGUCUGCCUUGACUCUGACCGAAUCAUUCUUGCUGUGGUGUGACGUCAGAGAACCAGCUUUCUCUUUAACUUUGGGUUUGUUUGUGUUUGUGACCUUAAUGGCUGACAGCUCCCUCAUUGUAGCUAUGGGUUUCCCCAUUACUUUUUCUCUCAUGCCAUUUAAAUGUGUGAUCCUUAGCUCCUACCUAUAAAAACAGAACUGGGUGUGCAGUUUAGUAGUCCCUCCGCUACUGGCUUUUAGAGAGGGGUGGAGGGGUUGGAGGUAGAAAGAGAAGGGAAAUUGUUCAAUAGAGAAGGAAAAGGAAGAAGAAAAAAAAAAGAUAGUUGCAAGCUGGGCAUGGUAAACCACACCUGUGAUCUGUCUCAGGGUAGUCAGAAGGAGCAGAAGUUCAUGGCCAGCCUCAUCUAUAUAGUGAGUUUUCUGCCACCCUGGACUACAUGAGACACUGUCUUAAAAAAAUAAAAAUAAUAAAUUUAAAACUCAAAAUGUUACUUCUUAAAGGAAGAAACAUAAAAGUGACAAAGAUCCUCUGAGGAGUGGUCACACAGGCAUGCCUAGGCUGCAGCCUCAAACUGUUACAAUUUGCUUUUUAAGCUUCUGUUCUUUUGUUUGUUUUUGUUUUUUGAGACAGGCUUUCUCUAUGUAGCCCUGGCUGUCCUGGAACUCACUCUGUAGACCAGGCUGACCUCGAACUCAGAAAUCCACCUGCCUCUGCCUCCCAAGUGCUGGGAUUAAAGGCGUGCGCCACUACCGCCCGGCUUAUGCUCCUGUUGUUUGUAUGAGGCUAAAGCUCAUUGGUAGAGCAUUUGCCCAGCCUGUGCAGUACCCUGGGCUCAGUGACCAGCAUUCCACACACCUGUAACCUCAGCACUCAUCAGACUGAGACUGUAGUGUCUCGGGUUCAAAGUGAGCCUGGAAUAUAUACAUACAUACAUACAUAUGUACAUACGUACAAACAUACAUAUAUACACAUACGUACAUACAUACAUAUAUACACAUAUAUACAUCAAGACCCUAAUUCAACCCUGCUCCCCAGUAAAAAAAAAAAAAAACAGAGUUCCAUGAUCCUCCCAAGAUUUUUUAAGCUUGUACAUUAUGCAGUGUAUUUCCUUACUCUUAACAAUUUGAAAGGUAGGCAGAUUCAAAGCAUUCUCUUUGAUGAUACCUGACAGUUUUUAUCUUAAAGAAAUUAACAGUUUCCGGUACAUCCUCAACUUGAUGGUUUGAGUUUUGUUUUGUUUUGAUUUUUUAAUUGUUAUUUAAUUUUUUUUACUUUUUUGCCAAUACUAGGAAUUGAACCUAAGAUCCCACACCAGCUGGUCACGUGCUCUGCCAGUGAACAUCCCCUAGCAGUAGAAACACAUUUUAAAGUCAGGUAACUCAUAUCUACAAUCCCAGCACUUGGGAAAUUAAAGAAGCCAUUGUUAGCUAUCUAGUGAGUUUCAAGUCAGCUUGCCCAAGCUGCAGAAUGAUGCACUGUCUCAACACCCACUGCACCCCUCCCCACUCCCAGUACACAACACACAAAGACAACUUCAAAAGUGGGCAGACAGUUCUCUGCUGGGCUUGAGUACUUGAAGUCCAUGAAUGGCAGUCCAUAACAAAACUGAAAUAUGCUAUGCACAUGAUCAUUUUAUUGAGUACCUCAAGCCAAAAAGAGUGAACCUUACCACAUGUGAGGAAUGGUGGACCUAGGUCUCUACUGCUAUAGUAUUGUAGGGUGUUUGUAUUUAUAACUAGGCAUCCUCAUCUGUCUGCUGCUGCUUGUUUUCUACUGUUACAAUUCUAGAUGCACCUCGAGUUCCUGUCCAUAGACAUCUAAAUGAGAAAACUACGUUAGAGUCCUAGUCAACCGUUCUUUACCCAGAGUCUCAUGGUGGGUUAUAGAAAGUAGUCCAAUUUCUUCCCAGAGGACUACCAAUAUUUGUACCUUUAUUAUCUGUUUCAGUCAAGUUAGACUGAUAGGGUUUAUUUUGUAAAGAAUUAUAAAAACGUUUUUGAAAGUUUAUUUUUUACAUGCAUAGCAUAAGAAAAUGGAAAUGUUUUAUUGAAUAUUCCAAUGACUUAAAUAAAUUGCUUUUUAUCUUUCAGGAAAAAUAAUUGCAACAGUUAAUGUGUAAAUAACUUUAAAAGCUAUUUUAGUAAUUUAAAUAAAUUUACUUUUUGGGUUUGUA